GCAUCAAGUACCGACUGUCAACUUGCCAUGGCAAAGAUUGCCAGAAGAGUGCUGGCUGUACCCGGCAGCGGCAUCCGAGAGGUCAUGUCCAAGUCCACAGCGCUGCGGGAUGCUGGCAAAGACGUUAUCAAUUGGCAUAUUGGUCGUCCUGACUUUGAUACCCCUCAGCACAUCAAGGAGGCCUGCAGCGCGGCGCUGCGCGCGGGCCACGUGCACUACGCCCCCGCCAGCGGCAUCCCUCAGCUCCGCGAGGCCUUGGCCCAGCGCGCCGAGGAGGAGUAUUCUGGAUAUGUGGACCCGGAGCGCGUAGUGGUGUGCAAUGGUGGCAUGGAGGCGGUCACGGUAAUGCUCCAGUCCCUGCUGGAGCCGGGCGACGAGGUGAUCAUGCCAACGCCCAACUGGCCCAAUAUGAAGUGGGCCGUGGUCUUGGCAGGGGGCAGCCCAGUGGAAGUGCCGCUGGAAGAAGGCGUGCUCACGGCAGAGGCGAUACUGAAGGCGACCACGGAGCGGACAAAGAUUCUAGUCCUCUCGUCGCCUGGGAACCCCUUGGGCACCGUGACCAGCAUGGCCGAGCUGCAGAACAUCAGCAAGGUGGCGGUCCAGAAGGACCUUCUAGUGCUCAGUGAUGAGACCUACACAAGGCUCUACUAUGGUGCUGGUCUGACUGCACCAUCGAUCCUGGCGGUGGAGGGCAUGUCCGCCCGCAGCUUUGCAGCUGGGACCUUCUCCAAGACCUACGCCAUGGAUGGAUGGCGCCUGGGUUGGCUCCUUUGCCCAGACAUCGAUACAGCUGCGGCAGUGGCAAAAACGAGGUACUACUUUUCCUCCUGCUCGCCAACGUUCACGCAACACGCCGGUGUCGCGGCUUUGAGGUCCUCCCAGGAUUGCGUGGCCGAGAUGUUGGCGGAGUAUGACCAGAGGAGACGGGUCUUGGUGGACGGACUAGCCAGCAUCCCCGGGGUAAAGCUGCAGGGCUGCCCUGAGGGCGCCUACUACGUCUUCCCGGACCUCUCCGCGUUCGGGGACUCGCAGGACCUCGCAAGAUAUCUCUUGGAUGAACAUCACAUCGCAGUGGUGGAUGGAGGCGUCUUUGGAGAGGAGGGCAAGGGCCACGUGCGCAUUGCCUACUCUUGCUCAACAGAGGACUGCCGCCGAGGUGUGGAGCGGCUCGGCCGUGCGCUGCGCGCAAGGCGCAUUCCGCCGGCGCCAGUGGUGUUGCAGGAGGGCGGCAGCAGCAGCUCCAGAGGUCGGCCUGGGCUUUUGGAUUGGAGCUGGAGCUCUUUGACCGGAGCGGGGCUGCUCAUUUGGUGCCGGCCAAGCCUUACCUGCCGCGGUGCCCGUGGCGAGAGAGCCUUCCGCGGGAACUCCAAGGGCCGCUUCCGGAAGAGGCGCGCUCCUUCCCAUCCCAAGGAGCAAGAGCGGCAGCGAGAGUCCGUGAUCGUGCCGGAAGGAUGGGGACUGCGGGCAGAGGGCUUGAAGAAGCCAUGGACCGCACCAUGGUACAAGAAGAGACUGGCACGUGGUGAGAUUCCCUUGCAGGGCUUUGAGAAGGAGCUCCAAAGCCUGGACCGAGCGCCUGUGCGGGACUUUGCGGAGAUGUUGGAGCAGGGGAGGUUGGAUCAGGGCAAGUUCGAGGUGAUGGAGCAGUCCAACAUUUCAGCUGCUCGCAGCCGAUUUCAGGUGAGCCACCCAUCGGAGCUGGCAAAGAAGCUGCGUGAGCUCUGGCGCGAGACGCCGGAUGAGGAGAAACCCAUGCUCUUUCCUCACUUCCGGAAGGCCUUUGAUUGGGAUGCCCGUGAAUCGCCGGAGGCAGGGCGCAAGGCACCGGAGCACUUCUUCUCUCAGAAGCGCUGGGAGGAGGUUGAUAGCAUCACUGCAGAGACGACAAGUCUUGUCAAGGGCAUGCAGCUCCCAAAGCCCUCCAGGAUCCAGUUCCUGAGCUUCCCGGACAUCAUAAAAGGUCGGCACUCGGUCAUUGCUGACCAAUCGGGCUCGGGCAAGACACUGGCCUACCUUCUACCACUGCUGCAGCGCUACGUUCUUUCUGCGGAUCCUGAGGAUCACCGGCUCAAGCUGAUUGUGAUAGCACCCACCUCGGACCUGGUUCAUCAGAUUGCGGACGUCGCUCGCGUCGCCUCAGCGCAUGGUCGCGCCUUCCGCGUGACCACCAUCGUUGGGGGCGGAGGGUACAAUGCGCGGCACCAGCGGCGCCGUAUCCAGGAGGGCUGCGAGCUAAUUGUGGCAACCCCGGGACGCCUGAAGUUCUUCAUGGAGGAGGACUACGUGCUGGACAAGGAGAUUUGGAACAGCUGUCAGGCUGUUGUUGUCGAUGAGGUAGAUGCGCUUGUCGGCGAAGAGGGCAACUUGAAUGUCCCACAGCUGAAGAUCCAGCUGGCGCCGGGAGUGCAAUGGGUCUUCGUCACUGCGACCGUCUCCGAGGCCGCAAAGACAGAGAUCCAAAGCUUGGAGGCGCAGCUGGGGAUUGAAGCCUCGGAUAAAGGGAAAGAGUCUGUGAAGGUCGCGUGGACCAAAGGCCCGGGCCUGCACCGCGUGCCGCUGAACUGCAACCACGUGCUCAUCGAUUGUACACCUAUGGACUUCUACAAUGAGGAACCUCAGCAGAAACUUCAAGUUGCCAUGGAAAGCAAGAUCAGCGCGUUGGUGUGGCACAUGCAGAAGGGUGUCCUACGGGAAGAGGGAGACAACAGGGUCGUCAUCUUCUGCAACACCAUCAACAAUUGCCAGCUGGUCUAUGACGCGCUCGAGAAGGUGAACCCCGACGAUCCUCGCAGCGGUGACAAGCAGUGGAAGCUCCUCCAGCUGCACGCGCUCCGGGACAAACAGGAGUACAACUGGAACAUGAACCUCUUCAGCUCUGAGAAGGUACCCGCAGCGGACUUCUUCAAGCGCCGCAUUCUGAUUUGUACGGACCGGCUCUCGCGCGGCAUGGACUUUGGGAGCCACCAGGUGAAAUGGGUGGUUCUCAUGGACUGGCCCCGCGAUGCCACUGAGUACAUCCGCCGAGUGGGCCGCACAUCGCGUGCCGGCGGAGCUGGCAGUGUCCUGACGCUGCUGUGUGGUCCGAAGGAGACGAGGAUGGCGAAGCAGAUCACCGCGGCAGCCGUCCGAAGCUUGCGCCUCACGAACGCGGGCGACUUCUCCGAGCAGAUGAGGUGCUUGGAGCGCUUUGAUCCGGCAGCAGAAGACUGGCGCUCGCAGAGGGCGGCGGCGCCAAAGCCGAUUUGGAAGACGCCAGAGAAGGUGGCCAAAGAGGAGGCGGAGCAGAUCGCAGAGGACAACAGGGAGCUUACAGAGAAAGAGCUGCGCGAGCUCUUUGAGGAGGCUGACAUGGGCCCCAUGGACGAAGACAUUUGGGACGACGACGACGCUUCCGCAAGGUUCGAGCCAUGGCAGGAGGACAUGGUUGACGAGGAUGACGCCGAUCUGUGGGAGGACAGCCCCUUUGACGAGGGCAGCCUUGGAAUCAGUCUGCAGGGCUGA
This is a messenger RNA of Effrenium voratum, 3501 nucleotides long. The record is from the annotation of a GenBank genome assembly. Lineage: Eukaryota; Dinophyceae; Suessiales; Symbiodiniaceae.